UUGGCCCAGGUCGGCCGGGGGUCCGGGCGCGUAGGGCGCGCGCUUUUCCGGACCACCCGCGAGGUGGCACCGUGGCUCGCCAAAGGCGUUGCUGCUCAUGUUCGUGGUGCCACCCCAGUCUGCGGACCCGUGGGCUGCACAGCCAGGCUCUUACGCCGCGCCCCGGUUCCGGGCGUGCGCCCUCCAGUCCGCCGAGGCCAGCCCGCAGCGCCGCGGGGCGCCGCAGCGCGGGCCUGCGGGCUUCUCCUCGGCGGAGGCGAGCCCGCAGCAGCGGGUCCCCCUCGGCAGCCCCGUCGGGCUGGCCACCGCGGAGGCCAGCCCCGUGAGCAAGGGGCACGCCCGCGACUCGGAGAACCUCUGCCCCAACAGCCCCUCGUCCAAGGCCGCACCGCGCGCAGGAUCCUGGACCUACACUGCCGACAAGCCUUUGGGCAGUGGCUCGUUCGGCGUCGUCUACCGGGCAGUGGUGAACGAGACCGGCGAGCACGUGGCGAUCAAGAAGGUGCUCCAGGACAAGCGCUACAAGAACCGGGAGCUGGAGAUCAUCCGGGAGCUCAGGCAUCCGAACGUCGUUGAGCUGAAGCACGCCUUCUUCACAUCGGAGGACAAGAAGGGGGAGACCUACCUCAACCUGGUCAUGGAGUACUGCUCAGACACUCUGCACAGAGUGAUCAGACAGUAUUACAAGCUGAGCAAGCCGGUGCCCGACCAGCUGGUGCAGCUUUACUCCUACCAGAUGUGCCGCGGCUGCGCGUACAUCCACGCCGUGGGCAUUUGCCACCGGGACAUCAAGCCGCAGAACGUACUCGUCGACGGAAGGACGGACGCGCUGAAGCUGUGCGAUUUCGGCUCCGCGAAGCGGCUGCUGAAGGGCGAGUCCAGCGUCGCCUACAUCAGCUCCCGCUACUACCGCGCGCCGGAAUUGAUCUUCGGGGCAACGAGGUACGGCAAUAGUAUCGACAUCUGGUCGACAGCAUGCGUGGUCGCCGAGGUGAUGCUGGGUCAGCCCCUGUUCGUCGGGGAGAACAACGUCUCGCAGCUCGUCGAGAUCAUCAAGGUUCUCGGCACGCCGACUCGCGAGCAGGUCUACGCCAUGAACCCGAAUUACCAGGAGUUUCAGUUCUCCCGCCUCGUGCGGGCAUGUUGAGCGUCUCUCCAUGACGAGCGAGCUGUCACGAGUCGGUUGUUGUCUUUGCCGCGGCAUGGAGGAGGAG
This is a messenger RNA of Prorocentrum cordatum, 1214 nucleotides long. The record is from the annotation of a GenBank genome assembly. Lineage: Eukaryota; Dinophyceae; Prorocentrales; Prorocentraceae.